AGCCCUAUUUGCAUCUGCUUAGUAGCCUCAACAGACAUGGCGUCUUUCACUGUCAGGUCCCUCCUCCGCUCCGCCACUACCUCCGGCCGAAAAGCCGCCGUUAGACUUUCCGGUGGUUCCAAGCCCAAGGCCUCUGCCUCUACCUUUCGUAUCCCAUCACAGAAACCACUUACCGCUCGCAUUUUCAGGUCACCUGUUGAAAUGAGCUGUAUAAGAGUGGAAACGAUGUUUCCAUAUCACAGUGCUACUGCUUCUGCAUUGCUGAAUUCCAUGUUAUCUGGCACUCCUCGAUGCUAUGGUUGGAGUCUUGAAGAUUUGUGAAUCAUGCAGCUGAUAUUGAAUGUUGAUGAGUUAAGUCCAUAAAUGUCGGGCUGAAAGUUGCUUAGCAUAUAAAUGUUGCCUUCUCAAUUGUAGUUGUUAAGAUGUAAGUGACAGUCUAAUACUUGUAUUUAAUCAGAUUGCGAGGAUGAUGUAUGAUGAAUGUCAGAGAGUUCAAGUGAAGCUUUAUGUCCAAGCGGUCUAAAAGAAUAAAUAGUAGAGUACUGAAUGAGAACAUGGGUAUUUACAUCUUGAAGUCGUGAGUUAGCUCAUUGUAAUUAUAGAUAUGUAAUGGUCAAAGCAUGAAUUGACUCCAGAAUUUUAUUGCAUUUCUUUACGGUUAUGAUGUUAGAUAUAGCAAUAUAAUUACCAGAUUUUAGUUUCCUUGAAUUGUUCUAGAGAAUCUAUUGAUGUCUUCUAUCAUUUGUAUAUUGCCAAGUUGCUUCUGAAAAGAUUGUAUCAUGAGUAACUUAGACGGGCGUCGUGUGGACAACCACAAGUAUUCAUGUCUUUGGGUGAUCUAGAUUGUUCUUAAACAAGCCUCAAGAAUAAAACUUUGAUUGCAAUGAUGAUUUAUGAUGAAUAUCAGAAGGUUCAAGCAAAGUUUCACAAUGCAGUCUAAGAGAUUGUCUGAAAGUAGGGUACAAUAGGAGCUCCAAAGAAGAAAAAUAUAUCUUCUACUGUAAGUCUGUAACUGUGAUUUUGACCCCCUUCAGUGAAUUCUGGAUCGUAAUUGAGUGUUCUUAAUUACUCCUAGUAUAUGUUUGUUGGACAACUUUUGAGCUCAUUGUACUUGGACUAUGAGAACAAAAGUAUCUGACCUUGUCUACAAUUUUGUUGCUGGAUACAGUUCUAAGGUUUCUCCAUGAGCAUGGAAAAUCAGAUGUGUGUGCGUGGGUGCGCGGGUGCGCGUGUCUGUGUAUGCUUACGCAUUUUGUUGCGUUUUAAUGAUGCUUAUGCUUAUGUUGCUAAAAGAGCAAUGUUUUGAUGCUAAAAUCUGCUUAGCAUCUAAAAUCUUGAUUGCACAAUGUUUCAAUUUUAUUGAAAGAGUUAUUACAUAGUAGUUUGACUUUGGCCUUUCCUUGUUUAA
Messenger RNA from Nicotiana tabacum (common tobacco), 1408 nucleotides. The record is from RefSeq and is a predicted model, not a curated record. Lineage: Eukaryota; Viridiplantae; Streptophyta; Magnoliopsida; Solanales; Solanaceae.